AUGGAAGACAGAGUUGACUGCCGGUUACGGUGGUCAUUGGAUGUAGGAGGCAAUGAUAAUGUUCAGUUUCAGAUACCUCGCUUAUCAAGUUCGUCCCUUUCUUUGAUCGAUGACCAAUGGUGCCGAGUGCCAACUUUUGGAUACCCCACGUCAUCAGGCGGCCAGUGGCAACCAAAAGCCCUGGUGGAUGUAGCCAUCUUUCUGCCUUCCUCCUCCGACAACAACAAUCAGAUUGAGCUGACGAUCCACGAUUCUAAACGAGUAAAAAGUACCUCCUAUCAGCUGGAAAUUAAUGACAAGGUCUCCAAAAUGCAGCUGCUACCCCUGCCACCAGGAAACCUUCAAGACAAUAAAUUGACAACUAGCACUUCCAAAUCCAAACUUGAAGCCUUUGGGAUACUACUGGUACUGACAACAGCAGACAAUAUCUCUGUCUUUUCAUUGGUGUUUGUCAAGGGCGACGACAACUUUUGUCUCUCAGAGUGUUUGGAGUUGUCGGAGGAGACCAAUGACGUGGCCUCUUCCAAUGCUCUCAUGGGUCGCAGGGUGCGAGAAUUGAAGUGUAGGGUGGUUUCCAUAGCCAACGCCUGGGGAGAUAAUGAUGCUGAUAAUACCCAAGAGACUGCUUUGAUAGUUGUAACAUCCUCGAUUCCUUCCUCCGAAACCGGUUCCAUGAGCAAACCACCCUUGCUGCACAAUGUAGAUGCGUUUGUAUUCUCCUUCAAGGAUCAUCUUUGCCCUAUGUUUGGCUGCUACAAAAAUAACGAUUCCGCAAACAAAAAGGAAACAACCCGAAAUUUGUCAAGCAUUAGUUCAUGGAAUCUUUUAAAGGGCGCCAGCUAUGUCAAGAACAUUUGCUUUCUUGGUGACGCGCUACGGGAAAGGGGGGAAACCUUGGUAGUGUCUGUUUUGUUGGCUGGCGAAUUGAAACUGAUUCCAAUGAGGCAAGCAGAAAGAAGGAAGAGUUGCAGUAACAACAUCCACAUGCAAACAAUAUUGCUUGCUGGUGUUUGUGCUCAUCCAAGCAUUUCUGAAUCGGUUGGUGAGGCCUUGAUGGUACAAUGUGACGGCAGAUGCCUUGCCAUUCUUUGUCGUCCCAAAGACGUCAGCGAGAGUGAUUUUUUUAGCAGCAAAGCAUAUCCAGCCGAGACUCCAAGAUUCCUGACGACGCGGAGGAAAGUUUCGUUUUCUCCCUUCUUCUCGCAAGCCGGAAACGAUUUCUUCUCUUCCAAAAGUAGCACAGGGCUGCCUCUAGGCCUUGAAGCAGAAAAGAAACCGGAGCCAGCUGCAAAGCCAGAGCAAUCUACAGAUACCGUUGACCGUGAUCCCCGCGGAGAUCGAGUGGGAGGCAUCAGCGUGGUCUCGCCAGAGUCCAGCAACGGCAUCCCCCAUGCCACUGCGGCCACCAUGGAUGACGGGAUUCCUGGAGAAUCAGUACCCAAAGAAACUAUUUCAAUGAAGACAAAUCCGCAAGAUCAAUCCUCAACAACAAUGUCGCCAGUGAUGACUGAUGCUAGCAUGUUGAGCUUAACGUCGCCACUGGUCGGCUUGCAUCUCGUGGGCGGAACCCCAUCAUUGGCACCGAUCCAUGAUUCGACUGCAUCGCCAGCGGUAAAAAACGAUCCUGAUCUACUCGACUUGACAGGAAAGUUUGCAUCCUCCUCGAACGAUGUAUCGCCAUUGAGCACCCUCAUCCUCGAUCAAAGCCACGAUGAAGAAUCUUUCGAAAUGCUACGGUCAGGAAUGACCCCUGCUCGUACACCAAUCCCAACCAAUCAGCUUGGUCCUCGGAGCGCCCUAAAAAGAAUACAUUGUCCUGCUACAUCACAGACGAAGGAAGACGCUUGUUGGCGGUCAGCACCCAAUCCUGAUACUGCCUCGCAUGUCAUUGUGGUGAAAGUGGAGCAGGCAGCAGAGCCCGGUUGCAGCACGAGUAUGCCGCGUGAUAAGCAAAGCGCGAACCCAUUGAAGCUUAGCAUUUCGACCGCUCCUCUUCCACUUGCUGCUUCUAGAUUUGACAUGGCAUCGCUGAAAUGGGGUGCCAACAAUGAGGGGCCAUCAAGACUUUAUGUUGCCACCAGUGAUGGCUUGGAUGCCAAGUCCAAGAUUUCUGUGGCGGAGAUCUGCUGCACUCAGAAUGAAGACGAUGCUCUCCGAGUGGUCUCCAUGACGCGAUGCGAUAUCAAGCCUGUGCUCGACAAGAUCAAACGGGAAAGGGAUGGGUGCAAUCUAUUUGUCAAAGCAAUUUCUCUCUCGCCUGGAUCGGGAAAUGAGAAUCCUGCUGCAGAGCUCCAGCUUCUUCUCUCCAAACAGCCGUGGGCAGUUGAAGACUGCCCUGCUGCGAACACGCCAAUCAACGUUUCCAGUGUGGAAGAUGUGCAGUUAUGUCUAGCAUCUGUUUCCUUGCCGCUCGGAUCAUCCCAAGAAAUGAACUCAGCAACCACAGUACCGGUAGAACCCAGAAGCAAUCCCAAUGACUCCGUUGUCCUCGAGAAGCUGAAUGAUGUGCUCCACUUCCUGCAAAGAUUGGAAGAAAAGGUGGACGCAGGCAUGUCGGACUUGAACCGUCGGAUGCGGGCAGUCGAAGAGUCCCUAAGAACAGUUUAA
Seminavis robusta is the source of this 2607-nucleotide messenger RNA. The record is from the annotation of a GenBank genome assembly. Lineage: Eukaryota; Bacillariophyta; Bacillariophyceae; Naviculales; Naviculaceae.